AUGAUCAAGGCCAACCUGAUGCUGAUCCAGUGUCAAGCUAUUGUGGUGGCCAUUGCUGCUGCCAUGCUAAGCAUUGUCAUGGGCGUCGUUGUCCAUGCCGAGUUUAGUGUGCACGACAGCGCCGUCAUUCUCACCAGCGCCAUCGUGACUGCUUCCCUGGCCAGCCUUCUCCUUGGGUCCUUGAUGGCAGUCAUUGUCGUACUUAGCCGGCAGCUUUCCAUUGAUCCCGACAACGUAGCCACGCCGUUGGCAGCCGCCCUGGGAGACUUGGUCACCCUGGCCAUUCUUGCAGGCAUCGGCACCUUUCUCCUCUCCCUUGGCUCUUACACGGUGGUCGUGGCUCUGAUUUUCUGCAUUGUCUUUGUCGGGGGUCUCUUUCCGUACGCUUUGACGGCGCCGCAGUACAAGCAAGUCGGAUAUCCACCGCCCUACAUUCCCAAAUUCAGUUCGUUUCGCCACAACCCACCUGUCCUCUUCUGUCAUGGGUCUGCCAUGCAAGGCUCAUUCUUUCUACCACCGUCAUCGCUGCCGGGUGCAUGCCACAGUGAUAGCCACAACCGGGCGGGCCUCCUUCUCUUUGCCAUGGUCCUGCCUGUAUCCUAUGUCUUCUUGGGUCUGAUAGAGGUGACCCACCUGGGCCACACAUCAAUUACACCCCUGUUUAUGACAGGAUAUAGCUUUGCUGCCCUUACACAGGUGUGCAUUCUACUGCUUAUUGUGGGACGCUUGGUCAAGUUUAUCUGGCAUAAAAAUAUGGAUCCAGAUCAGGUCAGUCGUACGUUUGCAUUGGCCGCGUCCUGUACAGUGGGCAGGGGUCCGGAAGUCGAGGGACUGGAGGUGUUGUAA
Messenger RNA from Monosiga brevicollis MX1, 846 nucleotides. RefSeq lists its product as uncharacterized. Gene Ontology annotation, biological process: monoatomic cation transport. The transcript is spliced from 6 exons. The coding region runs from base 1 to 846 and encodes 281 amino acids. Lineage: Eukaryota; Choanoflagellata; Craspedida; Salpingoecidae. Gene Ontology annotation, molecular function: monoatomic cation transmembrane transporter activity. The record is from RefSeq and is a predicted model, not a curated record. Gene Ontology annotation, cellular component: plasma membrane.